Messenger RNA from Amblyraja radiata (thorny skate), 1643 nucleotides. Its product is annotated as transcription factor Sox-17-alpha-A. Gene Ontology annotation, cellular component: nucleus. NCBI's taxonomy places the organism in Eukaryota, Metazoa, Chordata, Chondrichthyes, Rajiformes, Rajidae. The transcript is spliced from 2 exons. The record is from RefSeq and is a predicted model, not a curated record. The coding region runs from base 1 to 1200 and encodes 399 amino acids. Gene Ontology annotation, molecular function: RNA polymerase II cis-regulatory region sequence-specific DNA binding; DNA-binding transcription activator activity, RNA polymerase II-specific. Gene Ontology annotation, biological process: positive regulation of transcription by RNA polymerase II; cell differentiation.
AUGAGCAGCCCUGAUGCUGGGUACGCCAGUGACGACCAGGUUCAGAAUAGGUGUAACAUGACCGGAAUGUUGCCGACAAUGGGAUCCUGCCAGUGGGCUGAAUCAAUGAGCUCUCUCGCCGAUAGCAAGGUCGGCGGCGCUGCCGAUCAGGCUAGCAAUGCCGGCAACCGAUCCAAGUCUGAAAGCCGCAUCCGUCGGCCCAUGAACGCCUUCAUGGUCUGGGCGAAAGACGAGCGUAAGAGGCUGGCGCAGCAAAACCCGGACCUGCACAACGCCGAGCUGAGCAAGAUGCUGGGGAAGUCGUGGAGAAGCCUCUCCUUGCCUGAGAAACGUCCCUUUGUGGAGGAGGCCGAGAGACUUCGGGUCCAGCACAUGAAAGAACAUCCCAACUACAAGUACCGGCCCAGGCGGAGAAAGCAGAUCAAGAGAAUAAAGCGGGUGGACACGGGCCUUCUGAUGCACAGCAUCUCCGAGCAGCAACUGGGCAGUGAGGGGCGCGUUUGUAACCAAAACCUGUCCUACCACGACAUCGGUUACUGCAUGCAAAACCAGAUCCCGCAACUCAGCCACUACAGAGAAGCGCAAACCAUGGCAACCAGCGUGGAGAGUUUCGGCUUGCCAACGCCCGAGACUUCUCCUUUGGACGUUUUAGAGGCAAAUGCUGUGUUUUUCCCUCCGCACGUACAAGAAGAUUGUCAGAUAAUGCCUUACGGGAAUAACACGGGAUACCACCACCACCAGCAUCCCGACUACUCUUCCCAGGAAAACCAAGUUGCCCUCUUUCGUAGGCAGAGAGCCGAGCUGGGGGUUGCCCAGGAUGAUCAGAUGGGACACGACAGUGGCUUCCAUGGCAUGUUCAGCUCUUGUCAUAACAUGGUAGCAAUGUACUACAGCCAGCUAUGCUCGCCCAACGGCCAGCGACCCCCCAAUGUGCACGUGGGCCAACUCUCCCCACCGCCUGAACCGCACCGAGUGGACAACCUGGAGCAUCUCAGCCAAGCAGACCUUCUGUCGGAAGUGGAUCGCAAUGAGUUCGAGCAAUACCUUACGUCGGUCGCACGACCUGAUCUGGCAGGACUUGCCUACAAUGCACCCGAAACAACCCCGAACGGACUAACCUCUGCGGAGAGCAACUUGAUUUCCUCCGUGCUCUCCGAUGCCAGUAGUGCCAUGUACUACUCCAAUUUCACUUCGGCAUAAUGGACUUUUUUGUGCUUUGUUAAGAGAACUGGGCGAAAUAAAAAAAAGAUCAACAGUAUUAAAACCAAAAUGCUUUCCUUAAAAAAUUGUAAUUAACCUCAGGGUGUUUUGCAAAAUGUUGCCUGAUAGAAAAAAUUACUCUUAUUUAAGAUUGGAUAUUUAAACUGUCUUUGCUUUCAUUUUGUGAUGUAGAUCAACACGGUGGGCUUUUGGUUUGAAUCUUUCAAAACCACAAUGACCUUAAAACAAUUGUAUUUUUUAUCACGGAAUUUAUUUUCUAAUAAUGGGGGAAAUUUGUUCAAUCUCUUUCACGAGCAGUUUGUACUGGACUAGAAUUGCUUCAGCAAUCAUUAUGUAAAUAUUUAAUUUCUUAUUGAAAUGAGAAUGUUUUUUUGUACUUUUUUUUGCACUUUUUAUUACUAGCUAAUAAAGUUUUGAACAUU